Molecule: messenger RNA, 159 nt
Organism: Ascochyta rabiei
Lineage: Eukaryota; Fungi; Ascomycota; Dothideomycetes; Pleosporales; Didymellaceae
Exons: 1
Coding region: 1-159 (52 amino acids)
Source: RefSeq, a predicted model, not a curated record
AUGUCUAGCGUAGGUUAUGGAGUCACCAUCAUUAUGCACGUCUACACAUGGUCGUGCAAGCUGAUUGUGAAACAAGCCUGCGGGUAUAUCACUAAGGUGUGUCUUUCACUAUUUUCCUAUGUUUUUGUGUUCCGAUCCAUUUCUAAUGCUCAUCAGUGA